This is a messenger RNA of Arachis ipaensis, 2107 nucleotides long. Lineage: Eukaryota; Viridiplantae; Streptophyta; Magnoliopsida; Fabales; Fabaceae. The record is from RefSeq and is a predicted model, not a curated record.
AUGGUAUCCUACAAUUUUGUGUCGGUGACUCGCCCAUUUGCUGUCAUCGCCGGCUUUUUGUUAAUUUCCGAGCUUCAGUUUAAAGAAUUGAGAGACUUGAGGAAGAAGGCACUUGUGGAUAUUGGUCUGCAACAGUUCAAUCAACUGUUAGAUGUCAAUAAUAUUUUCUUACAUAAAAAUCUUUCUAAAGAUGUUUACAUGACUUUGCCAUCCGGGUUCACAUCUCCUCGCUCAAAUCAAUGCUUCUAUGUUGAUGACAUCGUUCUCAUUGGAAAUUCUAUUUCUGAACUUGCUUCCAUUAAGUCUAUUUUGCACCAACAGUUCCGAAUUAAAGAUUUGUGGGGAGGACGUGGGGCACAUGGGAGGAGCUACUCCUCGGUGGGGCCAUUCUCCGCCACGGGACCCGCGACUGGAACGUCGUCUCCGCCGAGCUCCGAGCACGAACCGAUUGUCCUUACUCUUUCACAGGUAUGUAAAGCCAAGUAUGAAGACUUGCAACAGCGGUAUUCUGGGAGCAAGGCUUGGUUUGAGGAACUUAGAAAGAAGAGAGUAGCGGAGCUGAAAAGAGCUCUAGAGCUAUCUGAAGAUUCAAUUGGGUCUCUUGAAUCAAAGCUUGAAUCUCUCAAGGCUGACAAGAAUGAGAAGAGAGAUGAUUGUCGUGUUGAAAAUAGCUCAGGUAGUCCGCAGUUACGCGUGCCUUCACUGAAACUGGAGAGAGUUGAAUCUUCGUCAAAGGACGGGUUAUCUGCUGGGAGUUUCACGCACGAAACCAGGACAAACUGGUCACCUGAUUGCCAGGUUCCAGCUGUGUCCGCGGAAGAUAUAGAGACUAUGCCUGAAGUUUCACGCUCUACUGAGCUGGGAAAAGUUUUAGAUGUAGAUAAUUUGGCAUGUGCGAUAUACAAAGGACAGCUGGCGAGUUUUAAGAAACGGCGAGGGAAGAGGAAGAGGAAGGAUUGUAGUAAAAACAUUAAGGAAGCAAGUGUAGAAGAAAGUGAGUUAUUAGAUUCAGCUGAUGUUGUGUCCUGGUGUAAAGAAAGUUCUACAAGCAACUGUGGCGAAGUUGCCAAAUCUUCCGGCAUAGAUGAUCAUAGUAGAAAUUUGAAAGAGGAUAGGGCAGAAAACUUGAGGGAGAUUUUAGAUUCUGUUUUUGAAACCAAAGGAGCCUCUGCCUUCCGACGCAGACUCGAUAGUCAGAAGAGAGGAAGGUACAAGAAAAUGAUCCGACGGCACAUGGAUUUCGACACCAUAAGGUCAAGAAUUAGCAGCCAAACGAUUAACUCGACGAUGGAACUCUUCCGAGACUUGCUCCUACUCGCGAAUAAUGCUCUAGUCUUCUACUCCAAGAGCACUCGCGAGUACAAGUCUGCUCUAGUGCUAAGAGACAUUGUCACCAAAAAAUUGAGGGACAGGAAUAGUUCAAAGCCAAAGGUCACUGCUACUACUAUUGACAGCAAAGGUACCACCCAAGAUAAUGUGUCCCUUAAAUUACCUGUGCAUAAUCCUCAUGUGAAACCAAGAAGCGUGCGCCCUGGUAACAGAAAGAUUGUUGCAAAGGCAGUUGGUAAUGAUGGCAGCAACUCGGUAUCCGGGGUGUCACAGGCAGCCAAGAAACCGAGUAAAGCCGAUUCGCCACCUUCAGUGGAAUCAUUACCUGUCAAGAAGAAAGCUUUUGGUAGACCAAAGAAGGUUGGACGUGGGAAUGCGACGUGUCAACGGCCGGCCGCCAUGCCGGUGAAGGGAAAGAAAAGAGUGAGGACAAAAGGAUAGUGCCCAAGCUCAGGUUUUUAGCUUAAUAGUUCUUCAUCUUUUGUACAAAAGAUUUUUUCCUUCUUGGUUAGUUUCUAUUUGUUUACAUUGAUGUUAGCCUUAGGACAAAGAGUCAUCAAUAGCCUAAAGGAAGAAGGGUAAGGUGCAGAUGGGAAUACUAACUACAUCAAAGUUCAAACAUACAGAGAAGUUUCCAAUUAAAGUUGGUUUCUUGUGAUCUUUGCCAUUGUCUAACUCCUUUGUAACUUGUAACUAAGAAUUUUGUUUUAUAGCAAAAGUGAAGUGUACUAAUCUGAUGAAUGGCAAAGUGGCUUAGCUUAUUAUCUAUUAUGGUUAA